Molecule: messenger RNA, 2011 nt
Organism: Porites evermanni
Lineage: Eukaryota; Metazoa; Cnidaria; Anthozoa; Scleractinia; Poritidae
Source: the annotation of a GenBank genome assembly
CUAAAUCUUCAAUUUUCUUCAAACUUUACAGAAUCUGUUAAAUACAAAUAUCGUAUGAAAUUUAUCGAUGUUCUCGAGACUCUCUGUGACAAAAGUCAACAUAUGGUGAGCUUGCACUUGACGAAGGGCGAUGAAGGUCGUGAUGUAUAUGUUACAUACUUGCAUGAAGUAGGUCUUCAUGACAGUAAUUGGAGGAAAAGAGGUUACAAAGCGUAUAAAAGUAGGAGCCGUGAACCUUCUAGGAUAAAUUUGAAAAAGAUUUUAAAGUCAGUGAAGAAACGAAUGGAGUGAAGAACUCUAAAAUUAAGACUCAGGAAUUUGUCUCCCCGUUCAUCUAGACUAAGAAGCAUAGCAGCUAACUAUAAAACUUACUAUGUGAUGCAUAAAUAUAGAAACGAUUGUUUCUUCAGCAGUUUUAUUGUAAGCGUCGUAAUAUUAAGGUAGUCUCCUCGAGUACCGCAGCGAAAAACAAAGAAAUCAAAAACAGUUCAUUUGAUAAGAUUAGCUCCUCAGGACGAAAGAUUUUAAAGAGAUAUCCAAUUAUUUCGUACUCAAAUUCCUUUUUUUUCAAAGAGAGAGUAAAUUACAUGUAUCAUUAAGGUCAUCACUACUUCAAGAUAUAUUUCGUAUAGCAAGAAGGAAACUGUUAAUUUCCGGUGAUAUUGAACUGAAUCCAGGACCCACACAAUUGCCAUUUGCUGUAUUAACACAAAGAUUAAGAACGAUCUGCUUAAGGCCACUAGAUGUUGGCGGUGAUGGAGAUUGUUUUUUUAAAGUUGUCUCACAUCAGUUGUGUGGCACUCCAGAUUGUCACUUUGCAAUUCGAGAUGCUGGUAUUCAGUAUCUUAGGGAGUACCCAGAAGAAUUUAUCGAAAGCAAUGUUGCAAAUUCAUGGUUAGGCUAUUUAAAUACUAUGUCCAUGCAAGGAACAGGGUGUGAUGGUCUCAUAGUGCAGGCUGUAGCAAAUGCACUUGGUAUAACACUACAUAUCAUAGAAUCUCAUCAAAACUUUACAGAGAGGACAAUAAUUGAACCUGCCGUGACCUUACAAGGAGAACAAAGGACUAUUUACUUAGGCCGCAUAAAUGAGGUUAAUUAUGUCUCUACAGUUCCAGAUGCUCCAGAAUUAUUUAGAACACAAAUAACAAACAGUUGCAGCACUAGCAUACAUGAAUCGUAGAUUCACGACAUAUAUGAGAAAAAGAAGGGCCAAUGAAAACGAAGGGUGUAGAGAAAAACGGCUAUUGAAAAAAAUCUUUCAGAAAUCGCAUGUCGUAACUUGCCCAAAUUAUUCCAUGUGUUAUUUCCAAGUGGUGGUAUAAUAAGAUCUCACAAUUUUUUUAUUGAAGCAUUUUUUUAAACCCUUCCCUUCCUUUUUUUUCAUCAGCUGAGAAGAAUGGCUGAGAGUUCAAAGCGAAAAGGUAAGCGGCCAAGUAAAUUAUCCGUCACUUUGCAAAUUGACGAAGCGUUUCCUUGAAUAAGAUACAUAUAAAAGUACGUAAUAUAUAAAAACAUUAGUCUUAGAUAUUUACUAUUGGUCAAUAUCAUGACAACUUACCUAAAUUACAUUCAAUACAACUCAAUACAUUUUCAUGUAGCAAAGGUCUUCUUUUACUAAAAAAUUCAAAAUCUGCUACUUCUUUUAUUACUGCAACUAACGUAAUAUAUUAAACUAUUUCAAUUUAAAAACAAUUAUAGGAUUUAUUUGCAAAAAGACUGAUAAAGAAAAAUUCCCUAAAUUUUGCUGUUUACAGAUCAAUAAUAACAAUAAGCUUCAUGCUGCUUAAUGCUACUUCCACUCUCAUUACAUUAUCUUUAUAUCCUCUUCUCCACUUCUAAUAUGUGUUUCUCACCAUAUUAUUUCUCUAUUGCAGAUAGUAACGUUGGUUACGUUCACUCAUUAUCGCCCAUUAAAAAAGUAAGGUCUGGAAAAUUGUACUACAAUUUUGACCUUCAAACAUCACCAACUAAAUUCACAAGAGUGGUUGGUUUUGACAAGAAUUUACAUGCU